Myzus persicae (green peach aphid) is the source of this 420-nucleotide messenger RNA. RefSeq lists its product as uncharacterized. Lineage: Eukaryota; Metazoa; Arthropoda; Insecta; Hemiptera; Aphididae. The transcript is spliced from 3 exons. The coding region runs from base 1 to 420 and encodes 139 amino acids. The record is from RefSeq and is a predicted model, not a curated record.
AUGUCCCCGUCCCCGAAAAAAAGUCCGCUAUUUGGAGAAGAUGAAUCUGAAGAAUGUAUAGUUGAUACAGAGUGUUUAACUGGAAUAACGAUUAAAAAAUCAAAAAUACAUAAUGGCUCAAGAGAUAUUCAAAAUAACAGCAGUUUAGAGUUGGCAAUGAUAGACUCAGACUUUGGUAGUUGUAGUGUUGAGAUACCUAAAGAUCAAUUCAAUAUUUUACUAGAUUUUGAACUGCAAGCCAAGGAAAAAUCUGUUGAUGAUGAAGCAUUUGAAUAUGUUGUUGGUUAUGUGGCAAAAAGAUUCAUUGGAAAAUAUCCACAAUUAGGAGAAAUUGCAACACCUCUUACUAACAAUGAACUUAGUUGCAGUUGGACAGAGUAUAAAUCAAUGGGAAAUCUAGUUAAGCCAACAAAAUUGUAA